AUGGCUCCGUGGCCUCACGGAAACAGCUCUCUGGCUUCGUGGCCAAAUGCCCCCACCCUGGCGCCCAAUAGUGCCAUCACGAGUGGGCUGCCAGGCGUGCCAUGGGCGGCGGCAUUGGCGGGGGCGCUGUUGGCGUUGGCCACCGUGGGAGGCAACCUGCUGGUAAUCGUAGCCGUCGCUCGGACGCCGAGACUCCAAACCAUCACCAACGUGUUCGUGACUUCGCUGGCCGCAGCUGACCUGGUGAUGGGACUCCUAGUCGUGCCACCGGGGGCCACCCUGGCGUUGACUGGGCACUGGCCCCUGGGCGCCACUAGCUGCGAGCUGUGGACUUCGGUGGAUGUGCUGUGCGUGACCGCCAGCAUCGAAACCCUGUGCGCCCUGGCUGUGGACCGCUACCUGGCCGUGACCAACCCGCUGCGCUACUGCGUCCUGGUCACCAAACUCCGCGCCCGGGCAGCGGUGGUCCUGGUGUGGGUCGUGUCUGCUACAGUGUCGUUUGCGCCCAUCAUGAGUAAAUGGUGGCGCGUGGGAGCCGACGCCGAGGCGCAGCGCUGCCACUCCAACCCCCGCUGCUGCGCCUUUGCCUCCAACAUGCCCUACGCGCUGCUCUCCUCCUCCGUCUCCUUCUACCUUCCGCUGCUUGUGAUGCUUUUCGUCUACGCGCGAGUUUUCGUCGUGGCUAAGCGCCAGCUGCGUUUGCUGCGCCGGGAGCUGGGCCGCUUUCCGCCGAGGACGCCUCCGGCGCCGACCCAGCAGCGCGCUUCGCCCGCCGCGGUGCCCUCCUGCGGGAGGCGGCCUGCGCGCCUCUUGCCUCUCCGGGAACACCGUGCCCUGCGCACUCUGGGCCUCAUCAUGGGCACCUUUACUCUCUGCUGGUUGCCCUUCUUCGUGGCCAAUGUCGUGCGCGCCCUCGGAGGGCCCUCUUUAGUUCCCAGCUCUGCUUUCCUUGCUCUUAACUGGCUGGGCUAUGCCAACUCUGCCUUCAACCCACUGAUCUACUGCCGCAGCCCUGACUUUCGCAGUGCCUUCCGCCGGCUGCUGUGUCGCUGCGGCCGCGACCCGACCGACCAGCGCCUAACUGCCACCUCUCCGGAUGACCCAUCUGGCGGUGCUGCGGCCCUGACCAGCCCAGGGGAGUCCAGGCAAUGUCCACCACUCGAUGGGGCUUCCUGGGGAAUUUCUUAG
Messenger RNA from Condylura cristata (star-nosed mole), 1188 nucleotides. It is a transcript of the gene ADRB3, whose product is annotated as adrenoceptor beta 3. Gene Ontology annotation, cellular component: membrane. Gene Ontology annotation, biological process: norepinephrine-epinephrine-mediated vasodilation involved in regulation of systemic arterial blood pressure; adenylate cyclase-activating adrenergic receptor signaling pathway. Bases 1 to 1188 code for a protein of 395 amino acids. The transcript has 2 exons. Gene Ontology annotation, molecular function: norepinephrine binding; beta3-adrenergic receptor activity; epinephrine binding. Lineage: Eukaryota; Metazoa; Chordata; Mammalia; Eulipotyphla; Talpidae. The record is from RefSeq and is a predicted model, not a curated record.